Messenger RNA from Macadamia integrifolia, 1183 nucleotides. RefSeq names its product methylesterase 17-like. The record is from RefSeq and is a predicted model, not a curated record. Lineage: Eukaryota; Viridiplantae; Streptophyta; Magnoliopsida; Proteales; Proteaceae. The coding region runs from base 303 to 1109 and encodes 268 amino acids. Gene Ontology annotation, biological process: jasmonic acid metabolic process; salicylic acid metabolic process. The transcript has 4 exons. Gene Ontology annotation, molecular function: methyl indole-3-acetate esterase activity; methyl salicylate esterase activity; methyl jasmonate esterase activity.
GCAGAGAGAGAGAGAGAGAGAGAGAGGGGUCAAACCUUAUCCACAGCUAGCCCACACUUGGGCAGAGGUAGUGUUAAUUAGAAGCCAGCUGAACACAUAAUUAACCAGAAGGGAAGAGGAGGGAGAGAGAGAGAGAGAUUGAAGCCAAUUCAACCCAAACCUUAUUCACAGCUCACAAUUGACCCUUGGGAGGAAGGGAGGAGGGAGACAGAGAGAGAGAGAGAGAAGAAGAAGAAGAAGAAGAAGAAGAAGAAGUACGUUACUUCGAGAGGAAGUGGAGUGACUAAGUGAGUUCUCAAUCCAUGGGGGAGGUGGUGGCCAACAAUAACGGAGGAGGAGAAAGAGAUUCUCCGGUGUCGCCGCACUUCGUGCUGGUGCAUGGAAUAUGGCACGGGGGAUGGUGCUGGUACAAGAUCAGGUGUCUCUUAGAAAGCUCCGGCUACAAAGUCUCUUGUCCUGACCUCAAAUCCGCUGGAAUCCACCCAUCAGACGCUGCCUCUGUUCUCACCUUCGAUGACUACAACCAACCUCUCAUCGACUUCCUCUCUACCUUGCCUCCUCAUGAUCAAGUGAUAUUGGUUGGGCACAGCGCCGGAGGAAUGAGCGUGACAGACGCCAUUCAUAAGCUUGGGAAGAAGAUUCAUGUCGCCAUCUAUGUCGGUGCCACAAUGUUGCGUUUCGGCUUCUCCACCGAUCUUGAUAUGCAGGAGGGUUCACCAGAUUUAUCAGAUGAGCUAGAGAUUGUAUUGGGACCGGAUCAGCUUCCCACCAGCUGUUUUCUUAAGAAAGAAUUUCAACGCAAGCUCAUGUACAACUUGAGCCCUUUGGAGGACUCAAUCCUUGCAACGAUGCUAUUGCGUCCAGGACCACUAAUGGCAUUACAGCAGGCACGGUUCAGCGAAGGACCCGAAGCAGAGCAAGUGAAGAGGGUAUACAUAAAAACACUGCAUGAUAGGGUCCUCACGCCCGAGCAGCAAGAUGCAAUGGUUAGAAGGUGGCCACCUUCCCAGGUGUUUGCUCUGGAGAGUGAUCACAGCCCCUUCUUCUCCACUCCCGUUCAGCUCUUCACCUAUCUGCUCAAAGCCAUUGCUUCCAUCCCUUCCAAUUAAGAAGCUUUGUAAGUUGUAACAGAAUCAGUACCUCAAAAUAUUUAAUCUUCAUUAAUGAAUUCCCUGUUUAACCA